UGCGCCCACGGAGACGUCUACAAUGGCGGCCACGGAGACGGAGAAAUCCAUUACUCUUACGUCAGCGCUGCCGCCACCACACUUUGUUCUCGUCCCGCUCAUCGGGCAGGGCCACACCAUCCCCAUGGUGGAUCUUGCCUGCCUCCUUGUGGAACGCGGUGCGAUAGUGAGCCUCGUCACCACGCCCGUGAAUGCCGCGCGCCUGCAAGGAGUCGCCGACAAGGCUCGCCGCGCCAAGCUGCCCCUAGAAAUAGUCGAGCUCCCGUUCCCGCCGGCCGACGACGGGCUGCCCCCGGGCAGCGCGAAUGUCGACAAUUUCCUCCGGUUGUUCCUGGCCCUCUACAAGCUGGCGGGACCACUCGAGGCGUACGUGCGCGCGCUGCCGCGGCGCCCCAGCUGCAUCAUCUCCGACUCCUGCAACCCGUGGACGGCCGGGGUCGCUACGAGCGUCGGGGUCCCGCGGCUCUUCUUCCAUGUAGCUUCCUGCUUCUACUCGCUCUGUAAGCUGAAGGUCGCAACGCAUGGGCUUCUUCACGACGGCAACCACGACGCGCACGUCGUGCCAGGCAUGCCGGUGCGCGUGGAGGUGACCAAGAACACAUGGUCAUCCUCCUAUACCACGCCUGAGUGGGAGGCGUUCGUCGAGGAUGCGAGAGAGGGCAUGCGCACAGCCGACGGCGCCGUGCUGAACACGUUCCUGGACCUCGAGGAACAGUUCGUCGCGUGCUACCAGGCAGCUCUGGGCAAGCCGGUGUGGGCGCUCGGGCCGUUCUUCCUCAACAACCGGGACGAGGAGGCCGUGGCGGCGCGCGGGGACAAGGACAAACCCAGCGCCGUCGGCCAGGACGCGGUCACCGCUUGGCUCGACACGAUGGGCCAGAGCGCCGUCACUUAUGUCAGUUUUGGCAGCCUCGUGCGGAUGCUUCCCAAGCAGCUCUACGAGGUCGGACAUGGCCUCGAGGACUCCGGGAAGCCGUUCCUUUGGGUCGUGAAGGAGUCCGAGACGGCGUCGCCGGAAGCGCGAGAGUGGCUGCAAGCCCUCGAGGCACGCACGGCAGGGAAAGGGCGCGUAGUGCGUGGCUGGGUGUCUCAGCUCGCCAUCCUGUCGCACCGCGCCAUUGGUGGCUUCGUGACCCACUGCGGCUGGAACUCGCUGCUGGAAUCCGUCGCGCAUGGCGUGCCUGUCGUGACGUGGCCGCACUUCGGCGACCAGUUCCUCAAUGAGCAGCUGGUUGUGGAAGUACUUGGGGUCGGUGUGCCCGUCCGCGGCCCGGCUGUGACCGUCGCGCCUGUAUUGCGGGGACACAUUGCGCGAGCGGUGUCGGAGCUGAUGGGCGGUGGGACGGUGGCACAGGAGAGGAGGAGAAAAUGCAAAGAGUACGGGGAGAGAGCUCACGGAGCCAUAGCGAAAGGAGGUUCGACGCAUCAAAACCUCACACAGCUUUUACAGAGCUUCAUGCCGAGUGGCAGCACGGAGCAGUAGAGAUUACCCAACGUCGGAAUUGUUAGGCAUUCUAUGCACACUAGUUUUAAUAUUCUUCUCCCUCAAGCUCUUCCUCUCUUAUUACUGUAGUACCUUUUUUCUCAAACGGAUCAUCUCUACUUAGACAAAAUUAUAUGUAGAUUCGUGUAAGUGUCGGGAAGUUAUAAGUACAGUAUUUUGCUAGGUAGCAUUAGUGA
Lolium perenne is the source of this 1680-nucleotide messenger RNA. RefSeq names its product UDP-glycosyltransferase 73C4. Gene Ontology annotation, molecular function: UDP-glucosyltransferase activity. The record is from RefSeq and is a predicted model, not a curated record. Lineage: Eukaryota; Viridiplantae; Streptophyta; Magnoliopsida; Poales; Poaceae.